AAAAAUAAUUUUUUAAAACUCACUUUUGGUUUUCUCCCUCAUUUCCUUCUUUUUUUUCUUUUCAAUUUAUUAAAUUAUUUUUACAAAAUUACUAGACGUGCCAAAAACACAUUUAUUUUUUAAAUAAAUAUUAUGGUUAUGGCAUCUAGUACUAUAACUACAACACCAUUAUUACCUUCCUCUCCUCCUCCUCCCCCAUCUUCCUUAUCCUCCACUUCUUCCUCUUCUUCUUCCACAAUAAAUACUUCUUCAACAACUUCCCCAACUUCCCCUAUUCAAAACAAAACAUUAAUAUCAACGUCAGCAUUUAUUUCAACAAAAAAAUCUCCAAAUGUCCCAGAACUUAAAAUUGAGAAUAAUAAUGGAGGAAAUAAUUCUUUAAAUAAUAAUGGAUGUUGUUUACAUUUUAAUAAUUCUUUAAAUUGUAAAAAUGGAGGAGGAAUUAAAACACCAAUGAGUGCAGCAACUUUGUUUUCCAAUGGAAUUUGUUUUUUAGAAACUCCGACACCCAAAAUACCCGACACUUUGAGAACACCUUCAGCUUUACUUACAUCACCUACUAACUCCUCUGCUAGUUCAAAGUCUUCUGUAAGAGAAAAACAAAAAUAA
This is a messenger RNA of Meloidogyne enterolobii, 609 nucleotides long. The record is from the annotation of a GenBank genome assembly. NCBI's taxonomy places the organism in Eukaryota, Metazoa, Nematoda, Chromadorea, Rhabditida, Meloidogynidae.